UUUUUUUCUAAACUUUUAUAUUUAGUAAAAAUUCAUAACUCUGCCAUUACAAUGUAAACAAAAAGAAGAAAAAAAGAGGAAUGGCUCCUGCUCUUGCACGUCGCACACCACAGCAACCUAAAGAAGAAGGUCGUCCCAAAAGACAAGCUGUACUAAAUAAAAAAGAAACCCCUGGAGCUCCUAAGAAAAGAGGGGAAACAAAAAAAGUUGAAACCAAAAAGGAAGAACCAAAGAAACCAGGAAAAGAAAAAGCAAAAAAGAAACCUGAGCCUAAAAAGAAAUCACCACUAGUAAAGAAAAAUGCUGCAAAGUCAAAAUCAAAAGGAUCAAAAGACAAAACUAGUGGCAAUGGAAGUGACACACCCUCUAAUUCAGCACACAGAGGAGGUGACAAAAAUAGUGAGAAAGAGACCGAGGAAGAAGUUGAAGAAGAGCAUCCAAACAUAGUUGAGUUGGAAGAAAAUGAAAAGAAAAAUGCUACUGAUAGCCAAGAAGAAGAAGAGGAAGAAUCUGAAGAGGGGAGCAUACACGAUGAUGGAGAGGUUGAAGAUGAUGAGGAUUCAGAUUUUGAUCCGGAUGAUGAUCCAGAUAAGCUGUGGUGCUUUUGCAAAAAACCUCACAGCAACCGAUUUAUGAUAUGCUGUGACACGUGUGAGGAAUGGUUUCAUGGAGAUUGCGUCGGUAUCUCAAUGGCGAAAGGUCGAGAAAUGGAAAAAACUGGAGAAGAAUGGUGCUGUAACCAGUGUAAAAAAAAUGUUGCAAAUCCGCCAGACCAAAAUCAAGUUCCAAUAAAAUCUCCUUUGAACAGUCCAUUGAAAAAGACAGUCUCUAAGCAAAUAGAUCCAACUUCCCUGACAAAAGCUCGCAGCCUCUCCCUUGACAGUAUGAAAAGCAAUCUUGCAAAAUCACUGAAAGACCGUCCAUUGUCUCUGUCUGCGGCAGAAGUUAAAGAAAACAAUAUAAAAGAAGAAGGACAGGAAUCUUCUCUUCAAAAUGAAUCAUUGGCAGAUGAUAAAAAGUCCACACCUGUUAAAUCGAAACAACCUAAUGAAAAAAGUAAACGAAGAGAUUCUGUGGAAAAGGUUAAAGUUGAAAUUCCAGGAUUUACAUUUGAUCACAUUCCAACAAAAAAAGAUGAAAAGCCUGAAAAACAUGAAAAACUUCAUCGCAAAAGAUAUUCAGACCGACGAGAUUCUGCAGGUCAUGAUGAUGAGGCAAAGAGAAAGCGGCAGGAAGAGUUGAAAGCAUUGGCAAAAGCUAAGGUACGCACUGGUGGGACGAAGACCACUGAGAUAGUUAAGGAGUGUAGAAGAAGCGAAUGUAAUCGACCAGCUAUGAAAGGUUCUAUAUAUUGUAGCAGGGAAUGUAUUUAUAAAUAUGCGAAUGAAACUAUAAAACUGUUGGAGGACGAACGCAAAAAAAGUAUCUUGACUGUGAAGUCACCAGAUCCUAAAACUGAGCAUUCCAAAGGAAGCACUAUAAUCAGUCCUGCAACAUCGUCUACAGACCGUGUAAUGGAAACAACACAAGAACGUAUAGCUGUUUUUGAAAAAACAACUGGGAAAAUUGUAGCUGGUGUUAUGGCACCAACGAAAAAAUAUUUAUUUUCGUGGCUAGAGGAACAUCCUACUUAUGAAGUGUUAAAACCAGGCAAGCAGCCCACAGAAGUAAAAGGUUAUAAACGAGAUCAAGAUGAAGUAGUUCGUAACAACGUUCGUAAAUCUCUGAAAGAUAUUCUCAUUUUAAGAUGUAAAUCAACCGAAACAGCAAUAAACAUUGAAGCUGUUGGUAAACUUUGCAAAAAGAUUGAAACAGAGCUGCUCAAAUUAUUUGGUGAAACUGGGCAGAAAUAUAAAACAAAAUAUCGCAGUUUGAUAUUCAACUUGAAGGAUAUGCAGAAUAAGAUCCUGUAUAAACGAGUUGUCUCAGGAGAAAUAUCUCCACACAAAUUGGUGCACAUGACACCAGAGCAGUUAGCCACCCCUGAACUUGCACGGUGGAGGGAACAAGAAAGUAAACAUAACAUUGAGAUGAUUAAGAAACGUGAGUUGGAAGAAGCAGAGUUACAAAAACAUCCAAGUAUAAAGAAAACCCACAAGGGAGAAGUUGAAAUCGAAGGUGAUGAAAAUCUAGAAACACUGGAGAUAAAAGCAGAUUUUGCUCCAGAUCGUCGAUUAUCAUCCACCUCAUCUGCAACCAAUGAAAUGAACGACUUAUUGAAAGACACUACGGAGGAGCAUGCACACCAUCUGUUUGAUUCGAACUGUAAAAUAUGUACCGGCAAGAUGAUGCCACCUGGGGAAUCUCAAACUACUGGUGUCUCAACAACGAUAGUUGAAGCUUUUGCAGAGUCAUCUGUUCCAUCACCUACAGAUGAGGACAUGCUAAUUGUGAGUCCACCAUCACCAGACACAUCUGCUCUCUCUCCAUCCUCGCCAAAUCCAGUAUCAAUUAUUGCGCCGCCACCCUCCGCGCGCAAACAACCAUCUGUUUGGCGUGGAUUUGUUAUGAUGCAAAAAGUAGCGAAAUUUGUUUGCACGGCGUAUGCUGUUUCGGGUACUUGUGAAAACUUGAUGGAAAUAUUGCCAGAUACAGUUCAUGUGUGUGGUCGCAUUCCACCGGGUCAAGUGUGGGAAUAUUUGUCGCAAAUGAAAGAAGGAAGAAAAAAUCAGAACAAGUUUAUUGACGUCAUACGAUUUGAGAUGUCUUCAAACGAAGAAAAACAAGGCUACAUUAAGCUUUAUACUUACUUCUACACAAGACAACGCAUUGGGGUGGUUGGGAAUUGCUACUCUGGCGUGAAAGAUAUGUAUAUACUUCCACUCGCCUCACAUGAUCCUAUACCGCCAGAACUGACACCUUUGCCAGGCUUACCAAAGCCUCGUCCUCAUAUGCUUCUUGGGAUCAUUGUGCGAGUAAAGUCUGCUAAAAAGAAGCAUAGCGAUACAGUGAGUGCUGAUUCAUCACCGGAAAUGGUACCUAAGAAAAAGAAGAAGAAAAAGGAGAGAAAAAAGGAAAAGGAAUUAGAUAAGGAAAGAGUUGAAAUUGAAGCUCAGAAAAAACUCAUUGACAUUAUAUUUAAAAAUCGUGUCGGUGAUCCUGAGCAUCCUGUAAAUAGUUUAACAAAAGAUAUCGAUCCCGCUACCGUCUUAAAAAACUUGCAAGAGAAGGACCCCUCCCCCGUGAAGAAAACUGAGCAAGACUUCAGCGUCAACGAAGAAGAGAAUAAAAAGCUGGAAAUGGAACAACUGAAAAAGCUGAAAGAACAACAAGAAGAGAUUUAUAGACUACAACUGGAAGUGGGUACAUCUGCACAACAAGAAUCUGAUGUUGUUAUCAUGCCUGACCCUGCGACCAUGACGAACGAGGACGAUGUGCCCAAAGAUAAAAACGUUAGUGAAGAAAACAAGGAUGGAAGUAGUCUCGGUGAGAUUGACUCACAAGUAACAGAAGAGAGUCCGCCUGCUAGCCCUAGACCGGAAGAACCUAUAGCUGAUAAAAACGAAAUUCCACUUUUGGGGGGUACAGACUCAGUGUCGUAUGGAAAACCUGAUGCGGUCGUUACGUCGGCAGCGGCAAUAGUGACGACAAGUACACGUCCAGCGUCAGAUGAUGACUACGUCAUGAAUUUAAUUGAAGACAUACAAGUGUCAGUGCAACCACCGAAGUUUCAAUUGGACAUCGUAAAGAACCGUGCAGAAAGUAAAAUGCCAGAACUACCUGUUAUUCCUUUACCAACUACAUCAGUAUUUGGAGGUCUGCCACUCCCGCUACCUGGAUCUAUCCCGAAAGUACCGAUACCUCCAAACAUCAAGCUUCCGCCGGGCGUACCAUUUCCGCCAUUACCGCCCAAACCUAUUAGCCUAACAGGAGCAGUCCCAGCAGGUGGAAGUAUAUCAAACACUCCUCUGUCACCUCCUCAUGAAACGGUCAGAGAUCCUCGGAAUACCUCGCCGCAUUACGAUGCUACUAGACGCGAUCCCAGACUUUCUUCACCGUACAAAGAUAUGAGAAAGAGUGCAACGUCUCCGUCAUUUGAUCAAACCAGGGGAGAGCCUUCAUUGCCACCACACUCGAGGAGAGGCUCUUCUCCUGUGUAUGAGCACACGAGACAUCCAAUGUAUCAUCCUGAAAAAAACACGUACAGAGAUUAUUCUGAGGAGAGACGACAUCGAAUGCAGUGCUCUUCUCCACGUGAUGGAGGACGUCAUCGAAUGCAGCGUUCUCCACCUAGAGAUAACCCCUCGUACGAAGGGGGAAAUAGACAUUCCUUAGAUGCAACUCAUUCUGUUGACCAUAGGCAGCUACCUCCAAAUUUUGAUUCACCAAGUCGAGACGCUUACCCAAAUAAAAGGUAUGGUCCACCUGGCCAUGUGACUAAUUUUAAUGUUAAUCAACCAAGGCCUAUGAAUACUGAUUCGCAAAGAUUACUAAAUCAGGAUCAGUCUCGUCCAUACUAUCCUGAACCACAACAUCCAGGCCAGCAAAGACAGUUUCAUGCGGAAUCACCAGGCGCUUUUCAUCCGGACCAACAGAGGCCAUUUCAUCCUGAUGGAAUAAUAAGACCCUUCCACACUGACCAGCAAGGACCGCCUCAUCCAAUGGAGAAUCAGUUUGGUGGAAGGGAAGUUGUUAACAACGCUAAUGUAAAUGAGCCUUUCCAAAAUAGAAUGAAUUUUGAAAGGUCAUUGCAGUCUGAUAUUCCAAUGCAACCACGAUACCAAGAUUCAUUGCCACGACCACCCGGGUUUGCGAUACCGCCAAACCAGCAGCAACCUCUUCCCCCAUUUUAUCAAGGUGUACAUGGGAACAAUGCCACCGAUUUGCACCCAUCCGCUCCAUCUCAAAACUUUCCACCUGGGUUAAAUAAUGGCGCAGUAAAUUUCAACAAUCCCAAUAUGCCACCCUUUUCACCCACAGUGGCUAACUUUUCGCAAAGUGUUAACACAUUUCCACCUCAAAAUCAAAAUGCAUUCCCAAAUCCACAUGAAAUGAGCGGCCCGAGACCACCGUUUCCUUUCAAUAGUGGUGCACCAUUUCAACCACCCAUGCAGGCUCCUGGGUUUACGCCGGCACUGCCGAUGCAACCUCCAGAUAGAAACCAAUUUCAACCGAUGAUGCCUUCAUUUCCGCCGCAUUCGAUGCAGGAACCUGAUGUUGCGAAAAGCGUGCAGCCACAGGCUAAUAAUAUGGGACUUAACGAAGCGCUGAGUCAAAAAGGUUUAGCACCUUGUGAAUCACAACCACGUUCGCUUUUGGAAGGUAUGAAAGGUUUUGAGAAAUACGAUCAUAGAAACGAAAAUAGAAACGAAACACGAUACAAGUACUCAGAUCGAGGCCGUUCGAAACGAGGCAGAGGUGAAUUUGACAGAAGGGACAGAGAUCGGAAAUAUUCCGACCGAAAGCCAUACCGAGAUAAUUAUAGAAAAGACGACUACAACGAAUACAAAUAUCGACCGUCACAAAAGGAGGAGAGACUUAUACCUCCUAGAGAGAGACUUCAUAAAGAUUUUUCGCAGGAUGCAAAAAUUAGUCCAGGCACGAGAUUUAACAGAAAUAUAUCUAGUGGUGGAAGAAAGCCGUCGGAUGAUCUAGAAGAGGGAGAGGUGAGGGACCAUGAUAAUAAAACUACAGUGGGGGAGGGUGUUUUUACUUCGAGAAAUAUGAACCCAACGAGAGUUGAAGAUGAGCAAGAUGUCUGGCAAAAUCGAGGUCGGUACAAACAAUGGGGAAGGGAAUAAUUUUCAUAAAAUAUAUCAUAUAUAUGUGUGCGUAUAUUUUGCGUGAAGUUUUUGCUUUUUUUUCAUUUACGGCUGGAUCUGUGGCGCUUUUCGCGGAUCUAUGGCGCUUUUCGCUUGCUUUGCACGAAGUUUUUGCUUCUCCUUUCAUUUACGACUGGACCUGUGAGCCUUGCUGCAAAUCUGUGGCGCUUCACGCAGAUCUGUGGCGCUUUUCGCUUGCUUUGCACUCCCAAGCUUUCUUUUAUAGAUUUUAAGUGGCAUAAGUGUAGCUGAAGAUUCUUAAAAAUCUUUUCUAAUGGAAUGAUUAGGAUUUUAACAUUAUGUAUGUUUUAUUAAGAAUUUUGCGUCUUUGGAAAUAGUAGUGGAUUACGUAGGUUUUAAUUUUUUCUCUUCAAUAUUCAUUGGUCUCCCUUUGUGCGUUUUUCUCCCUCCUCCCUAGCGUUUAAUUGAAGUUAUAUAUUGCUCGUACUGUUUUUAUCGGAUAGUUUAUCAUCAGAUGUAAAAUAUAUGUACUUUUAUUUGUGUGAUCAUAUCCAAAAUAUUUUUAUUUUUA
This is a messenger RNA of Hydractinia symbiolongicarpus, 6294 nucleotides long. RefSeq names its product death-inducer obliterator 1-like. The transcript is spliced from 21 exons. Lineage: Eukaryota; Metazoa; Cnidaria; Hydrozoa; Anthoathecata; Hydractiniidae. Gene Ontology annotation, cellular component: nucleus. Gene Ontology annotation, molecular function: protein binding. The record is from RefSeq and is a predicted model, not a curated record. Bases 81 to 5741 code for a protein of 1886 amino acids. Gene Ontology annotation, biological process: DNA-templated transcription.